CUGUCAAAGUCGAGUUCUGUCAAACCCAUGUCAAACCCAUGACCCCCACAGAAUUUGUAGUUUGUUUGAAGUUAAAAAUAAAUAUAUAAUACAAUUAUUUGCUUAAAAACUGCUGAUAUUUUGUGUAGAAGUCAUAUAUAUUUUUCAUCAUGGAAAUAACAAGAAAGAAUUUUUCUGAACAAAUAGACAACAUAACCAAAAAUUUGCAACGAUCCUGUUUCGUUGGGUUCGAUGCGGAAUUCACGGCUAUUUUGUCCGGAGAUGGUUUUAAAUAUAGAUUAUUUGACACCAAUAAAGACAGGUAUGAUCUUACAAAGAAUGAAGUCAACAAAAUGAUAAUGACACAAGUCGGUCUAACGAUGUUUCAGUAUGAGCGAAAAUUAGAUAACUACAUCGCUGUUGGAUACACAUUCCACUUAUGUCCACAAAACCUUGGCGACAUUGAUCAAUCCUUCAUAUUCCAAGCGUCAACUCUUAAAUUUCUAUGCAAACAUAAUUUUGAUUUCAAUAAGUUCAUAUAUGAGGGUAUCCCAUACUUGAGUAGACAUGAAGAAAAUACUAUAAGACAGCAGAUACAAAAUAAAACAUUGAACAGUAAUCUAAUUCAGAAAAUGGAGCUUCAAGAUGAGAAACAGCUUCAAAAAUACUGCUCCGAGGUUUCAAGAUGGCUGAACAAUGGUGAUGGGGAUACUCUCUACUUAGAUGUUGAAAGUCCAGUAUUGCGUUACGUUGUCCACAAUGAAAUAAGACUGAGAUUUCCAGAUGUACUUACUACUGAUAGCUUAGGUAAUAGCAAUAAGGUUCUAAUAUACAGAGAUAAAAAUGUAGAGGGCGCAAACAGUGCACCAAUGGCUACGCUAGAAGAAAAUCUAAUGAACAAUAUACUAGGCUUUUCACAAAUAAUAAACCUACUUGUAGAAUAUAAAAAACCUAUUGUAGGUCAUAACCUAUUCCUAGAUGUUUUACUUUUACAUAGUCAAUUCAUAGGACCCUUGCCAAAGAAAUAUUCAUUGUUUAAGAAAAAUGUUAAUAGUUUAUGGCCUAUGAUAUAUGAUACAAAACAUAUUUCUCAUGAAAUGAACAGAAAACUAUCAGUGAGUGAAGUUUGGAAAUCAAAUUCUCUACAAGACCUGUAUGAAUUUUUUUCAGAGGCCAAAUGUAAGAGAUUAGAAAAAGGUAUUAAUUUUAUAAAACUUAGCAGUCCGUUUAAUGUGAAACAAACUUAUCACGAAGCUGGUUGGGACUCUUACUGUGCAGGUUACUGUUUCAUACGUUUGGGUCACUGGGCAGCCUGUGAAACUAGUGGCAGUUACAAACCAGUUGGACCUAAGGAAAAACUGGCUGCCUUAGAAGUUUACUGUAAUAAAAUCAAUGUUAUUCGGGGAGCAGUACCUUACAUGAAUCUCGUAAGUGACGAUCCGCCAAGCCAUCGACCCGCCUUACUUCACAUUAAAUCCAUGAAGGAACGAAUGAUUGACAUCGCAAAGAUAUCAUCUGUGAUCGAAAGCCCCGGCUCCGUGGACAUCAAACGCUACGGCAAUCGAACGGCUAUUAUAGCGGCAGGAACGCGUAUUACGGCAGAUAAAAUAUUGAAGCAAUUCAAACACGACCGAGACUACAGAAUAGCGCCGUACAGUUUUGUCAAACAUUCUCCCAUUGGCCGCGCCGCGAUUUGGAGCAGUGCCAUUAUCACCGGUAGUUUAUUACUUUAUUUCUUACAUCGGAAAGUGAAUAAAUAAAAUUUUGUACAUUUUCUUAAAACAUUUAUGUAAACUAGUCCUUAAGACUUAAUAAAAAUAUUGUCUUUUAUUAUACAAAUCUAAAGGUAUUUUAUUUAUUAUAUAUAUUAUUCAUUUGUAUUUUUUUUUUUAUAAUAAAAUAAAUAUAAUUUUACUUUGUUAUAAACGUGUACCAAACGAGUAAAUUCAUGUAUUUAAAUUAAAAUCUUGUAUAACAAAAUACAAAUAUAUUGAGGCUAGCCGCUAGAGAAUAUCUUAUCUCUAUCUUUUCUAUGCUUUAGUUUUAUCUUACAUUCGUUGACACUAUUGUCUUCCUUUUUAAUUGCCUCGGUUUGUAAAAACUUAUGUAUUUCUUUAUAUUUAUAUCCUAAGACUAUUUAUAUCGAUGUACGUUUUAAAUAAAUCACUUGUCUACCUCAAA
Melitaea cinxia (Glanville fritillary) is the source of this 2160-nucleotide messenger RNA. Its product is annotated as pre-piRNA 3'-exonuclease trimmer-like. The record is from RefSeq and is a predicted model, not a curated record. Bases 150 to 1739 code for a protein of 529 amino acids. Gene Ontology annotation, molecular function: poly(A)-specific ribonuclease activity; RNA binding. Gene Ontology annotation, cellular component: cytoplasm; endoplasmic reticulum. Lineage: Eukaryota; Metazoa; Arthropoda; Insecta; Lepidoptera; Nymphalidae. Gene Ontology annotation, biological process: nuclear-transcribed mRNA poly(A) tail shortening. The transcript is spliced from 11 exons.